Messenger RNA from Arachis duranensis, 2106 nucleotides. RefSeq names its product regulator of G-protein signaling 1. The transcript has 11 exons. The coding region runs from base 182 to 1576 and encodes 464 amino acids. The record is from RefSeq and is a predicted model, not a curated record. NCBI's taxonomy places the organism in Eukaryota, Viridiplantae, Streptophyta, Magnoliopsida, Fabales, Fabaceae.
AUUGGAAGAAGACUAUUAUGUUUUCUGUGGACUCGGAAAAACGAUGAACCAACAACAAACAAAAGUGUCAGCUCUGAUUCAAUGAAAUCUGAAGCAUAAGCAACUGUUUGAACACUGAAUCUGCACAGAAACAGAAGCAGAAACAGCAUCAGAACCUUCCAAAUGAAAGCACAAGAGAACAAUGGCAGCAACUUGUGCAGCUCAAGGAGGGUGCCCCACUGACUUCAUAGCCAUUGCUUUUUCCAUCUUGUCCUUCAUUCUGCUUCUGUUAUGGUCAAUAUUUCCUUUCAUAGUCCACAAGGUUCCUCGUACUCAAGGCAGUGGCUUCUGGCUACCAGUGAUACAAGUUGUUGCCAGCUUCAACCUUCUUCUAUCAAUUGUGAUGUCCAAUAAUUUUUUGAGAUUUGAGAAGAGGCAAUGGUGGCGGUCAUGCUACUUCUGGGCAGUCUGGGUUGAAGGUCCACUAGGGUUUGGUUUGAUGUUGAGCUGUCGGAUAACACAAGCCUGUCAAUUAUAUUUUAUCUUUGUCAAGAGGCGUUUACCUCUGAUCAGAACAUAUUUUUUCCUUCCACUAAUUCUACUUCCCUGGGUUGUUGCUUCUUCUGUUAUCAAUAUGAGGAAGCCCCUAAAUCAUCAUUGUCACUUGAAUGCUCAUUGGGCCAUCCCAGUUGCAUGCCUCCAUUCAUUGUAUGUUGCCACAUUGCUUGCGGUUACAGGUGCUGUUCGUCAUGUGGAAUUCAGAUUUGAUGAACUCAGAGACCUCUGGCGUGGAAUAUUUGUAUCAGCAAUGUCAAUUGUUGUGUGGAAUAUUGCUUACAUACUGAACGAAAUUCAUGACGACGUCUCAUGGCUUCAAGUUGCCUCUAGAUUUCUGCUUUUACUUUUGGCUAGCAUACUCAUUCUGGCUUUCUUUUCGAUAUCAAGUUCACAACCACUGCUGUCACAAAUCAGCUUAAGGAGAAGAGAAUCCAGAGAAUUUCGCUCAAUGGGCCAGGCUUUGGGCAUACCCGACAGUGGGAUAUUAGCACAUAGUGAACUUACCUCAAGGAUAGAUCCUAACGAGCCAUUGGAUAAGCUUCUCUUGAACAAGAGAUUUCGGCAGUCCUUUAUGGCAUUCGCUGACAGUUGCUUGGCGGGGGAGACCGUGCACUUUUUCGAUGAAGUGCACGAGCUCAGUAAAAUACCCGAAGAUGACACCGUGAGAAGGAUCUAUAUGGCACGUCAUAUUAUCGAGAAGUACAUAGUUGCAGGAGCUGCAAUGGAGGUGAACAUUUCACAUAGAAGUAGACAAGAAAUUUUGACAACUUCAAAUCUUGCACGCGCUGAUCUCUUCAGCAAUGCACUAAAUGAGAUUAUGCAGCUAAUGAAAACGAACUUGGCAAAAGAUUACUGGUCAUCGAUGUUCUUCUUGAAGUUCCAGGAAGAAUCAAAUACGAGGGCUAAUGGCCAUGAUCCAGAGCAAAUGGCAGGAUGGAACUUCUCUCCAAGAUUGAGUUCUGUUCGCGGUGCAGAUGACCCUUUUCACCAGGACCAUCUGCAUAAGAGCAUGGACUAUGGCAAUGAUACUGACUCAUGAAAUUGGUAGUUGCCCUGUUGCCAAUUUUUUCCUUCUGGUUUAAUUGGAUGGUAUUGAAUUAUUGAUGCCUUGCCAAAUAAACCGGUUUUCCUUAUUAAAAGGAAUUUAGUAAUGUACUUUGUUUUUUGUUCAAACAAUCUAUAUGGUGGUUGGACAAUCAAUUAAUGUUCAUAAAACCGAGGAGGGUAAGGAAUGAUAGCAUUCUUUUUUUUAUUAUUAUUUUUAUUUUCUUGAACAAGUUAGUACAUUUGUACAGGUAGGCUAGGCCUAGGACCAUAUAAAUUGUGUUAGGUUUAGCAUUUAAAUCUCACUGCAAGAAAUGAGGAUGUAUCACUCCAUGUGUCUGAAAGCAACUUUGCUUUAUUUAUACCCUAUUUUGUUUUGGGUAUAUAGCAUACGACAGUCAACCUUUACUAUAUAUCUGUAUGGAUUCUAGGGUUUAGCUAUAUUGGCUUUGGUUUGUGCAUGAGAAACCCAUGAAACUUCUUGGUCCCCUUGCGUAUGUCAACUUAAUUCAUUAGUUUGUCACA